AUGCAGCUCGAUUUGAUCAGCAAGGUCCACGCGCUGCAGUCCCAGCUGUCCCUUCUCAGCAGCCACCCGCUGCUGGCGCUGCCGGAAGCUGCCGAGCUCCUGAGCGAGUACCUUUCCGUCGACCUCGUCGGGAUCUAUGCGUACGCCCACGAGAGGCCGGGCGCCGCCGCGCUGAUGGCGGCGCACGGCCGCGGCGCCGGCUCGCUCGAGCGGACGGUCGUCGUGAGGGGGCCCGAGUGGGCGGCCGUGCGGCUGCAGGCACGGGGCGGGGCGGCGGAGGCGGGCUAUAUUGUCGAGGGAGACUUGCAGCAGCAGGAGCAGCAGCAGCAGCAGCAGCAGCAGCAGCAGCAGCAGCAGCAGCAGCAGGGGCACGCCGGCGUGCCUGCCGACUUUUUGCUGCUCUAUGCUGAGGCCGGCCUGCGCAGCGCCGCUGCCAUCGCGAUCGGCCCGCCGGGCGGCGCGCCGCUCGGGGCGCUGCUGCUGGCGUCGCAGCAGCCGGGUGCCUUUGACAAUGAAUGGGCGUCCCUUUGGCUGAGCGCCGCCGCGACCGGCCUGCUGCAGCACGUGCGGCCGCCGCAGGUGGCGCUCGCCGCGGAGAUGCUGACCAUGAUUGACGAGGUGCCAGACCCAGUGGGCGCAAUUAGCGCGCUGCUGCAGGUGCGUCGGGCCGCGGUUCUGCGCUGGUGGGGAAGGGGAGUGCAGGCGGAGUGGCGAUAA
Molecule: messenger RNA, 717 nt
Organism: Monoraphidium neglectum
Lineage: Eukaryota; Viridiplantae; Chlorophyta; Chlorophyceae; Sphaeropleales; Selenastraceae
Exons: 5
Coding region: 1-717 (238 amino acids)
Source: RefSeq, a predicted model, not a curated record